Messenger RNA from Alligator sinensis (Chinese alligator), 2059 nucleotides. RefSeq names its product ERI1 exoribonuclease family member 3 (gene ERI3). Gene Ontology annotation, molecular function: nucleic acid binding; 3'-5'-RNA exonuclease activity. Bases 849 to 1664 code for a protein of 271 amino acids. The record is from RefSeq and is a predicted model, not a curated record. NCBI's taxonomy places the organism in Eukaryota, Metazoa, Chordata, Crocodylia, Alligatoridae. Gene Ontology annotation, biological process: exonucleolytic trimming to generate mature 3'-end of 5.8S rRNA from tricistronic rRNA transcript (SSU-rRNA, 5.8S rRNA, LSU-rRNA). The transcript is spliced from 6 exons.
GUGUAUUUUGGCACGUGCGUUAUUUACCUGAUGGACUAGCGGGUACAAAAGAGCAAGUGCUGCCUGUUGUGCAAACAGCUGCUUUGCUCAUGGCGGGUCGUCCUCUAGUUUUUUGUUUUGGUUUUUUUUUCUUUCUUUUUUGAGUGGGUUUUGUUAUGCAGCAAGGCUAGGAUUUACGCGGCACAUCUACCUUGGGGUGCUUCCUGCUUUCCGAUGGGCACAGGAGAUGCCGGGUGCCUGCCGGGGGAGGCCAGGCUUAGCUUCAAGCACUGAGAAACUAAACCAGUGCAAAAGGUACAGUCCUCCUCCUGGGGCACAGAAGAAGUCUCUACUCUUGGAGCUGCCAGUGUCUGCUGCUGGUUCUUCGGGGUUGAGCUGAUUUUGAUGGGUUCAUGUCUCGUUGUAUGAAUCACCUGGGGAUUACUGGGAGUUGUGCAUAUGUGUCACUACUACAGGCCUUUCCAUAGGCAUCGGCAGGUCUUGGGAUCCCCGUCUUCCCUGCGUCUUGAAGUAGUUUAUGUGGCUUUCUCUAACCCGGGUGAAGUUGAGCCCGUGUGGGGAUGUGUGGUCUGUUGUGUGGAGCAGUACCUCCACUGUCUCGUGGCUCUUCAUUUCGAGCUGGUUACAGAGGUUCAUUGCAAGUUGUCUGCGACUCUAGGCAAUCUCUCAGAUGCUCUCCAACGUACCUACCAUGGGUUGCUAUGUUAUUUUGGAGCCCUCUACCAGGGAGCCCAGGCAACACCUCUUGGCUCUGGGUUGGGUUGGAGAGGUGGCAGCAGAAGUCUGAUUAUGUGUGCGUGGUUUAGUAACACCAGCUUCUUGUUCUCUUAAGUUUCAGAUGCCUCUGGAUGUUCAAUGAUAGCCCUCUUCCAUACUGGAGCAGACGGUUCCCCCCAAGCUUACGUCCAGGGUUGAGACUUCUGCUCUUCUUCCUCUCGGUUGGCAUUCUCAAGAAAUCCGGUUCCACCACAAGCAGGAAACUGGCGUCCCACGGCUUCGGCGCUUCCAUGGCAGCAAUGUCAUCCUUCCCCCCACAAAGAUAUCACUACUUUCUAGUGUUGGAUUUUGAGGCCACGUGUGAUAAACCACAGCUUCAUCCUCAGGAAAUCAUCGAGUUCCCCAUCCUGAAGCUCAAUGGCAGGACGAUGGAGAUCGAGUCCACCUUCCACAUGUACGUGCAGCCCGUGGUGCACCCUCAGCUCACGCCCUUCUGCACAGAGCUGACUGGAAUUAUUCAAGGCAUGGUGGAUGGGCAGCCGAGUCUCCAGCAAGUGCUCGAGAGGGUCGACGAGUGGAUGGCAAAGGAAGGCCUCCUAGACCCCAGCGUCAAGUCGAUUUUUGUAACCUGCGGUGACUGGGAUUUGAAAGUCAUGUUACCAGGACAAUGCCAGUACUUAGGGCUGCCGGUGGCCGAUUACUUCAAACAGUGGAUUAAUCUGAAAAAGUGUUGGUUAGUCGUUACCAGGAGAGUGCAACCCCAGUCCCUGGCCACUUCCCCGGGAAGGGGAUUGCUGUGCCCAGCACCCCAAGCAAGAACAGCCCUGUGCCGAUCGAGGGGUGCUCACGGCCUUGAGACCUGCAGUCCUGGGGUGCGGGGCCAACCCCGCUGGGUGCCGGGUCUCUCUGCCCUGUGGAUCCUCCCAGAAUCGAGCGCUUGUGGCUGAGGCAUGUUCCUCCCACGAGGAUGCAGGGAGGACCUGUUUAUUUUGCCUCUUGAUGGUAUUUCUGAUGACAUUUGCUAAAUAAACUGCGUAUGGAAAAUCAUACUUUUUUCCCCCCAAAGGAAAGCCCGUGCCCUAGACAUUGUGCCAAGCCGAUUCCCCCCUCCGCCAUCCAUCAGUCCCUCAAAUGCUUUUGGCCCCUAAUUGCAAAGGGCCUUUAUUAGCCUCAUUAGGAGCUGUCGGCGCUGGCAGUAGAUCGGCCUGAAUCUCCCGGUUCCAGGUCCGCGGCUCACCUGGGUUGGCUUUUCGGUCGGGGGAAUCGUUUGGUACCCACGGCUCCGGGCCCAGCGUGCCUCGAAUCUCCCCCUGCUUCUCUUUCCCGUCAGGUGUUCCUUGAA